Amoebophrya sp. A25 is the source of this 1535-nucleotide messenger RNA. The record is from the annotation of a GenBank genome assembly. NCBI's taxonomy places the organism in Eukaryota, Dinophyceae, Syndiniales, Amoebophryaceae.
AUGAAGACGACGCACAAUAGAGUAAACUUAAGCACAUUGCAAAAUUUUAAUACAUUCGAGCUGUUACUUGCUGAGAUGAAGAACGAAAGUGAGAAAGAGCAUUAUGAGCAUCAAAGUGCUGAGAGUAAGUUUGUAAUUAUUGGUGUAUCUUCAUUCACUCGAAAUAUCGAAAUCGAAAACAGAAUCAGCAUCUUGCCAUUUACUGAUCUUAAUUCCCGCAGCAAGCAAAACCGAAAUCGAACCGUGAUCGUUGUUUUUCCCUCGAGUUCUUCCCGCACGAGACAUUCUGAUAACUCAUGCUUCCAGUUGAAUACAAUGCUCUUAGUUCUUACCGAUCAUGCUCUUACUUUUGUCCUCAAUCAUAUGAAUUUAUUUGAUACUGCAGCUACUAUGUUCUUUGUUCGACUCGUGUUUUACGUCUGAUCUUUGCCUAUUAAUUGUCAUGUGGUCAAAGAAAAUGCUGGAUGUGAGUGCGAAUGUAAGUGGUUCUCUAUGCGGUUUCUUUUUCGUCGCAUCUCUCUUUCUCUUCAUGAUCUCAAUCUCGACGAUGAUGCAGCCGAAUAAUGAAAAUGAUAGGUGUGACCUUUAUUUCGAGACUCCGUCCGACCUCUCGCAUGAUACUGCUCCUAAGACGUCUCAUUUUUAUAGUUUACCAACUCGAAUGAGAUCAUGGCUCAUUCUUGACCGAAGUCUGUCCUUCAACUUUCUUGGACGGACGCAGCAAGUGCUUGUUUUUUUUCGUCGCAGUCACUCAGAUCUAUCAUCUCGCGACCCCCUCGUGCUCCGAAGCGGCAUCGGUUUGGCACUCAAGACCCACACGCAAGAUCAGUAUCUUUUUAGCACUCGAGAUCCAUGUCCAACAACGCGAGCGUAGUCCGGGCCAAUAAAGGUCUUCGACUCUAUUCCGAUGUUGCCGCUUCAAUUGUUGCCAAUCUUCUGGAUGAUCUUUCCAUAUUCGCUAGCAAAAAACUACUAGCUUAAGGGCUCGCUGAGCACUACGACAUAGAAGACCCGUCCGUGCUCGUCGGACGAGAAUUUCCUGAUGUGUGUUCUUUCAUGAUGUAGGAGGCACACCGGUAGCGCCCUGAUGCAGAUUCUCAAGCAUCUGGCGUCUUAUCGAGUAGGAAAAAUGGUAGCUCUCUGAAAAAGUCGGACUUUGUCACUGGCAAAUUCCUAUUUUUCAGUAUCAAGGAUUAUGGUCUAAUAAAAUAGUUUUUGGACCCUUUCAAUUUAUACUUUAUAAAUCUCAUAUAGAGUCUGACUUUUUUUUACUUUUCGAGAAUAAAGUAAGCCAGAUUCUACCAGAUUCUAGUAUAGGCGUGGAUUCGUUCCGGAAUUUCCUAAUUGCAAUUUUCAUGCGGAUUGCGUUCAUCUUGACAUCAAAUAUCAACUGACACCGGUCGAAAAUCUUAAGUUUACCAGAGUGACUGAAAAUUUAAGCUGAAUCCGAGAGAACAAAGACACAAAAAAGACCAUUUUAAAAGUUACGUGCUGUCAGUGGUCAUAAUUGGACGAGGCGCAUCAUCUAAUUUCCG